AUGCCGGCCGGGUUUCAGCAACUCGGAGGGGAGACGGUGACUGGAACCUUUGUUCUCUCAGUCUUCACUGCCGUCCUGGGAUCUCUGGAGUUUGGAUACAACAUUGGCGUCAUCAAUGCACCUCAGAAGAUGAUUGAGAAGGAUUAUAAUGCAACAUGGAUUGAACGGUAUGGAGAGCCCAUCCCCACGGGGACCCUCACCUCCCUCUGGUCUCUGUCUGUCGCUAUCUUCUCCAUUGGUGGCAUGCUGUCCUCCUUCUGCGUGGGCUUCGUCUCUGAGUGGCUGGGCAGGAGGAAAGCCAUGCUCGUAAACAACGUGUUCGCCUUCCUUGGCGGGAGUCUAAUGGGGAUGUCCAAGCUGUGCAGCUCCUUCGAAAUGAUGAUCCUCGGACGCUUUAUUAUUGGGGCCUACUGUGGGUUGGCAUCAGGUUUGACACCGAUGUACGUGGGUGAGAUAUCUCCAACAAGUCUGCGAGGGGCCCUCGGCACGCUGCACCAACUGGCUAUAGUCACUGGUAUUCUCAUAGCACAGGUCCUGGGUCUGGAGGUGUUACUGGGCAGUGAGCACUUGUGGCCUGUCCUGAUGGGUUUAACAGUCGUGCCAACUGUCCUUCAGAUGGCUCUUCUGCCGUUCUGCCCUGAGAGCCCCCGUUUUCUCUACAUCGUCCGCUGCCAGGAGCACCACGCCAAGAGAGGCCUGAGGAGGUUAACGGGCAAACAGGAGGUGGGCGACAUGCUGGCAGAGAUGAAGGAGGAGAAGAGAAAGAUGGACAUGGAGAGGAAGGUGUCCAUCCUGGAGCUCUUCCGCUCUCCUCUCUAUCGGCAGCCCAUCAUCAUCUCCAUCCUGCUGCAGCUCUCACAGCAGCUCUCUGGAGUCAAUGCAAUUUUCUACUACUCCACCAGUAUCUUCAUGAAGGCCGGAGUCCAGAGUCCGGUGUAUGCCACCAUAGGAGCAGGCGUGGUCAACUGUGCCUUCACUGUGGUCUCGCUCUUCCUGAUCGAGAGGAUGGGUCGGCGGACGCUACACAUGCUUGGACUUGGUGGGAUGUGCAUCUGUGCCAUCAUAAUGACCACGGCUCUUGCUUUGUUGGAAAGUGUUCCUUGGAUGAGCUACAUCAGUAUGCUGUCCAUAUUUGGCUUUGUGGCUUUCUUUGAGAUUGGACCAGGUCCCAUUCCCUGGUUCUUUGUGGCCGAGCUGUUCUCUCAGGGUCCAAGGCCGGCUGCCAUGGCUGUGGCCGGCUUUUCCAACUGGACCGCCAACUUCAUCGUUGGCAUGUGUUUCCAAUAUGUUGCUGAACUUCUGGGACCAUAUGUCUUCCUGAUCUUUGCUGCACUCCUCCUCUUCUUCCUCAUCUUCACAUUCUUCCGAGUCCCAGAGACACGGGGCAAGACCUUCGACCAGAUCGCGGCUAAUUUCCAGCAUCACUCAGCGGGAGGAAUGAUGGACAUGGACCUCGACAUGGACCUGGACAAGCCUAGCACCGAGUUGGACUACUUGGGAGAUGAAAGCAUCAACUGAAGAGGAACGGGACAGAGAACAGCUUGGGUUUAACUGACUCCAAACUUAUAUUUUCAGAUAUGUAUAUUGAGGUCAAGUAUUGUAUUCAUAUAUUGUGGUGCCAAAGCAGUGUUAAAGAAUCAACAAUUUGGGUGUUUUGGAAUUGUCCGUUGCUGGCACCACUACAAUAUGAAGUCAACUGUUUCGAUUUGAGCUUUGAAGAAGGUCAAAUACUUGUGGAUUAAGAGUUGACUAUUGUUUGAGGGGAAAAGGUCUGGACUGUUGGGGGCAUUGACUGCCAAUAUGGUAAGAUUAUAUUCCAUGGUGAUGCAUUCAGUUGCAAUAUUGACAGAUUGAGGUGGAGAGACUUUGGAAUUCCUGCACUUUAACUAGAGCGAAAAAAACACAAGGACAUACUUUAUAUGCCAGCAUUAUGUUAAGUAUUCUUGCCUUUUUGUACCUAAGCUGGGAGCACUCUGGAUGUGGAAACCCGACUGAAUUUAACAUUUAGCUGGAACAGUUUAAAUACAGGAUUAUGGAAAGCUGUGGAAGAUCCAUCUUUUAAUAGUUUUAAUUGUUGGAUUGGAUAAAACUUAGCUUUUGGCUGGGUAUAAAUAAAUUCUACAUACUUAAUAUCUCAUGAACUCUUAUCCUGUUUACUUCCUUGAACAGUUUCAUUAAAAAAAGACUACUUUUCUUUUAAUUCAGUGAAGCAUUUUGGAGGGAAAACCAUUAUUUUUAAAAAUUUUAGUAUCAUAAAGUAUGAAGUCGGAAACUCCAGUACUUAAAAUCAGUGCAGAAUACCAGACAAUAUUCAGUCCCAAUGAGAUCUGUUGAUGUUCCUCAAACUUUCCUGGAGAAAAACACCUUCAUGCCAAACUGGGUCUUCCAUCCUGUUCUGUUCCCAGCUUAAUCUCGUGCAAAGUGCUGUCACUGAAUAUUUUUGUGAUCAUGACACUCCGCACGUCCUGCAGAAAUGCUACAUUCAAAGAAACAUCUAUUUUAGUACUUUGUGUGUACAUACAGCCUUUUUUGGGGGUGUUUGACAUUAAGGGUAUGAGGUUUAAGAGUAUCAAUUCUUUAUGCACUCCAGUAUGUGUUUUGUUUCGUAAACAAAAGCCUGAAACAUAAGAGAAAGAGGUGCAAUCAAAUGGGCUUACUGUAAAAUAGAAUAUCAUGUUGAUUCAUUUUUUAAGGUCAAGCAUCGGGGUUGUGUGAUUUCUUGCCAUUUGUAAUGUUUGUUGUUUGCGGUCUACUCUUUAUUGGUGUGUAGUAUCACCACCCUCUGAUGAUUUAUAUUGAGGUCAUUUGCAUAGAGACAUUACUGAUGAUGUGGUCAUGUGACUAAAAUCAUUUAAGUACUGUAAAUAAUAAGACUUUAAACACCUGUGAAUGCCUUCUUUAAUUUCCAAUUCAUACUCUUAACCAGUGCUUCCCAACUGGUCUAGCCUCAGAAACCACCACAAGCUCCUUAAUGAAAAACCACGACCCAAAGAUCAGAUCAGUUCAAUAAAUAAAAUUGUGCCGUUUGGACCUUAGACAGUAAAAACAUGA
This is a messenger RNA of Labrus bergylta (ballan wrasse), 3051 nucleotides long. RefSeq names its product solute carrier family 2, facilitated glucose transporter member 4. The record is from RefSeq and is a predicted model, not a curated record. Gene Ontology annotation, molecular function: hexose transmembrane transporter activity. Gene Ontology annotation, cellular component: membrane; endomembrane system; perinuclear region of cytoplasm. Lineage: Eukaryota; Metazoa; Chordata; Actinopteri; Labriformes; Labridae. Gene Ontology annotation, biological process: monosaccharide transmembrane transport.